UGCACGGGGGCUUGGUUUCCUCGCUCCAUGAGGGCGGACCUCAUAAUUUGCGGGCGGUUGCGUAGCCCAGGCUGACCGCUCCCGGCCCAGGGAGGGUGGGCUGUGCCUCCCCCCAGCAUGUCGGUGGACUAAGGACACCGCUCCGGGGACUGGGUCCCGGGAACGGAGCCCACGGCCUGCGACACAGGGUCCCGGCGACCUCCCUGUACAGACCCUGUGGCACCGCUCAUCUUCUAGCGUCCUUCCCAGGACUUUGCCCUAAUCGAUCCUGUCGAUGUGUUUUGUUUUAAUCAAAGGACUCACACUUUUUAAUAUAAGUGUCUCCUGUCACUGUUCUGUCUCCUGAUUUGUUUUGGAAGCUGGGUUUUUGUCGCCUGACCUGCGUUUGCAGACGUGUCCCCUAAGGUGUUUGCAAUGGCUGCCGCUGUGAACUUAGAACUUGAUCCCAUUUUUUUGAAGGCACUAGGCUUCUUACAUUCAAAGAGUAAAGAUUCUGCAGAAAAGCUAAAAGCACUGCUUGAUGAGUCUUUGGCUCGGGGCAUUGAUUCAAGUUAUCGUCCAACUCAGAAGGAUGUGGAACAACCCAAAAUUUCAAGUGUAAAAUCUAUUUCUAUUAAACAAGAACCCAAAACAUCAGCUGGCCUUCCUUCUGGCAAUAAUAAUGGCAAAGUCCUCACAACUGAAAAGAUAAAGAAGGAAGCUGAGAAGAGACCUGCUGAUAAACUGAAAUUAGAAGUCACUGAAGGAGUUGAUAUUCCAAAGAAACCAAGAUUGGAGAAACCUGAGACACGAUCCUCUCCCAUUACUGUCCAAACCAGCAAGGAUCUAGCUAUGGCUGACCUUUCCAGUUUUGAAGAGACAAGUGCUGAUGAUUUUGCCAUGGAGAUGGGAUUGGCUUGUGUUGUUUGUAGGCAAAUGACGGUGGCAUCUGGUAAUCAAUUAGUAGAAUGUCAGGAGUGCCAUAAUCUCUACCACCAAGAAUGCCAUAAACCCCAAGUGACAGACAAGGAAGUGAAUGAUCCUCGCCUGGUGUGGUAUUGUGCGCGAUGUACCAGACAAAUGAAAAGAAUGGCUCAAAAAACUCAAAAACCACCACAGAAACCAGCCCCUACCGUUGUUUCAGUAGUUCCAGCUAUCAAGGAUCCGUUAGUUAAGAAACCAGAAACUAAACUCAAACAAGAGACGACUUUCCUAGCAUUCAAAAGAACAGAAGUCAAGACAUCCACAGUUAUUUCAGGAAAUUCUUCUAGUAACAAUGUUUCCUCUUCAGUAACUAGUGGCCUAACUGGGUGGGCAGCUUUUGCAGCCAAAACUUCCUCUGCUGGUCCAUCAACAGCUAAAUUGAGUUCAACAGCACAAAAUAAUAGUGGGAAACCUACUACCUCAUCAGCUACCCAGAAGCCUGUGGGUUUGACUAGUCUGGCAACAUCAACCAAAGGUGGAAUCAGUUCCAAAAUAGGUUCCGGUACCAGCACCUCUCCCACUGUACCACUGAAGCCACUUCCACCUCUAACCCUGGGGAAAACAGGCCUUAGUCGCUCAGUUAGUUGUGACAAUGUCAGCAAAGUAGGUCUUCCAAGUCCCAGUAGUUUGGUUCCAGGAAAUAGCAGCCAACUGAGUGGGAAUGGAAAUAGUGCUACCUCAGGGCCCAGUGGAAGUGCCACCAGCAAAACCACUUCAGAAUCCAGCAGCACUCCCUCAGCAUCUCUCAAAGGUCCAACUUCACAAGAGUCACAGCUUAAUGCUAUGAAGCGAUUGCAGAUGGUCAAGAAGAAAGCUGCCCAGAAGAAACUCAAGAAGUGAGUUAUAGGCUAUUACUCUAGAGAUUAAAACAUUCCUUAUAGGACAUAGCUUGUAACAUACUAUAAUUUAAUAAAAAUCUUGAUAAUU
Messenger RNA from Jaculus jaculus (lesser Egyptian jerboa), 1890 nucleotides. RefSeq names its product integrator complex subunit 12 (gene Ints12). Bases 415 to 1803 code for a protein of 462 amino acids. The transcript has 7 exons. Gene Ontology annotation, biological process: snRNA 3'-end processing. Gene Ontology annotation, cellular component: integrator complex. NCBI's taxonomy places the organism in Eukaryota, Metazoa, Chordata, Mammalia, Rodentia, Dipodidae. The record is from RefSeq and is a predicted model, not a curated record.